Paramecium tetraurelia is the source of this 339-nucleotide messenger RNA. RefSeq lists its product as uncharacterized. The transcript has 3 exons. NCBI's taxonomy places the organism in Eukaryota, Ciliophora, Oligohymenophorea, Peniculida, Parameciidae. The record is from RefSeq and is a predicted model, not a curated record. Gene Ontology annotation, cellular component: nucleolus.
AUGUCAUAAAAAUUCGGCCCUCUUUAAUUAAAAAAAAAAAUUCAAAAAACCAAUCCAACAGAGAAAAAACAAUACGUAUAGUAAGAAAUAGUAGAGAAGUAAGAAUAAGAAAAUGAAAAAUAAAAAAAAUAGCAAUUCAAUCCAGUUGAAAUGGCUCAAUAAGGAGGAACAGGGAAGACAUAAGCAGAAAUCCAGUAUGAUUUAGUAAGGCUUAAGAGAUUAGGUGAUAAAAUAGAAAAAAAAAUGGAAUUAACAUACAGAUAAAAAAUAGAAACUUUUAAUAAGAAAAUUUAAAAAAUGCCAGAACAUUAUGAUAUACCAAAAGUUGGCCCAGGUUGA